Messenger RNA from Tarenaya hassleriana, 1673 nucleotides. Its product is annotated as 3-ketoacyl-CoA synthase 18-like. NCBI's taxonomy places the organism in Eukaryota, Viridiplantae, Streptophyta, Magnoliopsida, Brassicales, Cleomaceae. The transcript has a single exon. Gene Ontology annotation, biological process: fatty acid biosynthetic process. The record is from RefSeq and is a predicted model, not a curated record. Gene Ontology annotation, cellular component: membrane. Gene Ontology annotation, molecular function: acyltransferase activity, transferring groups other than amino-acyl groups. Bases 46 to 1509 code for a protein of 487 amino acids.
UUCUGUUUCACCUUCUCCCUUUGCCCUCUCAGACACUAACUCACAAUGAAACAGGUGAAGUUGUUUUACCAUUACCUAAUAACACACUUCUUCAAGCUCUGUUUACUCCCUUCAAUGGCGGUUUUAGCCAUUAAGGCCUCUAGUCUUAGCCCCGAAGAUCUCCACAACCUCAGCCUCCAUUUUCAGAACAACCCUGUGUCAGUGACCGUAUUCUUUGCCCUUGUCGUCUUCGGGUCGACCCUCUACGUCACGACCCGGCCACGACCAGUUUACCUCGUAGACUUCUCCUGUUAUCUUCCUCCCUCACAUCUCAAACUCAGCGUCCAACAGAUCAUAGAUCAGAUUAGAAAGAUAAGUGAAGCGGACACGUCUUGGUUUAACCCUAACGACGAGUGGAAGGUGGAUUUUCUGAAAAAGAUUCUAGAACGUUCGGGUCUCGGGGACGAAACCCACGUGCCGGAAGCUUUGCUUUGUGUCCCGCCGAGGCAGACAAUGGCGGCGGCACGUGAGGAGACAGAGCAAGUUAUAUUCGGUGCCCUAGACAACCUUUUCGAGAACACCAAGGUUAACCCACGUGAGAUCGGUGUAUUGGUCGUGAACUCGAGCACGUUUAACCCUACUCCCUCUCUAUCCGCCAUGGUAGUGAACAAAUACAAACUGAGGAGCAAUAUCAAGAGUUACAAUCUUGGAGGAAUGGGUUGUAGCGCUGGUGUAAUCGCCAUUGAUCUUGCCAAGGACUUGUUACGAGUCUACAAAAACACUUAUGCCGUUGUGGUCAGUACAGAGAACAUUACUCAGAACAUGUACUCCGGUAAUAACAAAUCGAUGCUGCUUUCGAACUGCUUGUUCCGUGUCGGGGGAGCUGCUGUGUUGCUUUCCAACAAGUCAGGAGACAGGAGAAGUUCGAAGUACAAGCUCGUUCACGUUGUCCGGACCCACACUGGAGCUGAUGACAAGUCUUUCAGAUGCGUAAACCAGGAACAGGACGAGAGUGGUAAGGCCGGAAUUUUUCUGUCCAAGGAUCUACCUCUUGUCGCCGGCAAAACCCUAAAGGUUAAUAUCGCCUCUUUGAGUCCACUGGUUCUUCCCAUGAGCGAGAAACUUCUCUUCCUAGUGAAUUUCAUCGCCAAGAAACUGUUCAAAGCCAAGAUCAAGAACUAUAUCCCGGAUUUCAAGCUCGCAUUCGAGCAUUUCUGCAUCCAUGCUGGCGGGAGAGCAUUGAUCGAUGAAUUUGAGAAGAGUAUGAAACUUUUGCCAAUCGAUGUCGAACCUUCGAGGAUGACAUUGCACAGAUUUGGUAACACUUCUUCAAGCUCCAUUUGGUAUGAAUUGGCUUACAUAGAAGCAAAGGGAAGGAUGAAGAAAGGAGAUCGGACUUGGCAGAUCGCCCUCGGCUCGGGGUUUAAGUGUAAUAGCUCGGUUUGGAUGGCUUUGCGCAACGUUGAACCUUCGGCUAACAAUCCAUGGGGAGAUUGUAUUGACAAAUACCCGGUUAAGGUUGAUCUCUGAUUCAUCAAAUCUCGGGGCCGAUUUCGAAAUUUCUCAGGUCCGAAUUAUCAUAUAUACGACAAUGCUUACUUUGAAAAUUCGAUCUUUUAGAUUAUGGUGUUGAUGCUUUCUCUCAUUUUGUGUUAUGCAAUCAAGAAACCCUAUCAUUGUGUCAUUUAUGUAAU